AAUAAGCGCCAACACACUCACGGAAAGCACCACGACCUUUCAUGCUGCGAACAGCCGGAUUCUGUUUAUCUAAUGUGUAUUUAAAAUGCUUUAAGAGUAAAUAAGGUGUGUUUAUGUGACAGUGAACAACAGAGCGGACAUGUUUCGGUGCUCGGUGGUGUUUUGUGGAAGAGGAGCCGCUAAAAGGUUCGCCUCGUCGUUCUCCAGUGAGAGCGCUCUGCCUCCCAACCUGCUGCUGCCCACCAACCUGGUGGAUCCUGCCAGGUUAAGGCGCGGCCCCCCCCCCUCAGACUCAGCCCUCCCUCUCCUCAGCAGGUGUGAUGCUGUGGUCCCUGCUCACCUGAGGCCCCUGCAGACGUGGGUGGAGACCCUGGAGCGUCUAGACGCCGAGCCGCUGGGUCUCACUGAGCUCCACCCCGACGUCUUCGCCGCGCAUCCCAGGCUCGAUAUUCUCCAUCAGGUUGAAACAUGGCAGAGAAACUUUAAAAGAGUGAGCCACGCACACACUAAGGUGAGGGGGGAGGUCAGAGGGGGAGGAAAGAAGCCGUGGAACCAGAAGGGAGGUGGAAGAGCUCGACAUGGAAGCAUCCGGUCGCCAUUAUGGAGAGGAGGUGACACUAAACCAGCAGGUGUUCUGUGUUCCUCAGGUCUGAACGUGCACAGCAUGCUGAAACACGAAGCUCUCGUCCUGACUCUGAACACCGUCAGGUUCCUGGAGGAGAAGCUGCUCUGGCACGACGGGCGCUUCACGCCCCUGUACCCGUUCUCCCUGCCGUACUCUGACCUCCCAUGAGACCCCACAUCAACAGAUACUAUUCAUGUUUUCUUCAUGUGUUUAUUAUGUCACACAAAAACAAUAAAUAAUGCCCAUUGUAAUAAAAAAAAAGGUUGUAUUAAAAGUAUUUAAAAAGCAUCAUCUGUAGCUGAAUCUGUGAGGAAGAAGCCCGUUGGCUAAAUCGUUUCUGAUCUCCCAUCGCAGGGCCGAGCGCUUCUUCUCCGUCGGCACCACGUAGGAGUUUGGAACAAAAACCCUCUGAGGUUUAGGCUGCAACAACAACAACAACAACAACACUACGUUUAGUUUGACAUUCAUGGGGAUCCAUUCUGAAAUGUUCCAGUCCAUGGAAGACAAUUGAGCUAAACUGAUAUAUUUAUAUUUGGUGUGUUCGAUACAGCUGAUCCCACAAUAGGUUUUUGGGCAAAUAUGAUCACAGUAUAUAACACGUAUUGCUGUAGUUACAUGCAGUGGGCUACAUUUGAAAUGUUUUCAUUGCCAAAGAGCAACAUUCAACAACAAAUGUCCUACAUCACACGUGUCAAACUCAAGGCCCGGGGGCCAAAUCAGGCCCACAGGAUAAUUUUCUAAUUCCUAUUAGAUCUGGCCCUCCGGUAUAUUG
Molecule: messenger RNA, 1397 nt
Organism: Notothenia coriiceps (black rockcod)
Lineage: Eukaryota; Metazoa; Chordata; Actinopteri; Perciformes; Nototheniidae
Gene: mrpl4
Product: mitochondrial ribosomal protein L4
Exons: 6
Coding region: 140-793 (217 amino acids)
Biological process (GO): translation
Cellular component (GO): ribosome
Molecular function (GO): structural constituent of ribosome
Source: RefSeq, a predicted model, not a curated record